Messenger RNA from Sitodiplosis mosellana (orange wheat blossom midge), 727 nucleotides. Its product is annotated as protein GVQW3-like. The record is from RefSeq and is a predicted model, not a curated record. The transcript has 2 exons. The annotation marks the transcript as partial. Lineage: Eukaryota; Metazoa; Arthropoda; Insecta; Diptera; Cecidomyiidae. Gene Ontology annotation, molecular function: nucleic acid binding.
AACACCGUUCAAACAAGAGCAUGGCUUGAAAAGUGUUAUUCGGAAUCUGCUCCGUCGAGACAAAUGGUUGAGAAGUGGUUUGCCGAGUUUAAACGUGGUCGUAGCUCGACUGAAGACUUGCCCCGCAGUGGAAGGCCAAAUGAAGCAGUUACUCAAGAGAACAUUAAAAAAGUCCACAAAAUCGUUUUGGCCGAUCGUAAAGUGAAGUUGCAAGAGAUAGCAGACACUCUAAAGAUAUCGAAAGGCAGUGUGCACACAAUUUUGCAUGAGCAUUUGCCGAUGCGGAAGCUCUUUUCUAAGUGGGUGCCGCGUUUGCUCACAGUGGACCAAAAACAACAACGUGUCGACGAUUCGGAGGCCUGUUUGGAGCUGUUUCGGCGCAACGAGAAGGAUUUUUUGCGUCGGUAUGUGACAAUGGAUGAAACUUGGAUCCAUCAUUUCACACCGGAGUCAAAUCGGCAAUCAUCCGAAUAUGGCUCAAAUGAAGAGGUAAUUUCCACAACUGAGGCGUAUUUUGAGUCGAAAGACAAUUUGUUCUACAAAACUGGUAUCGAAAAGCUAGAGAGGCGUUGGACGGAUUGUAUCACUCUUGAAGGAAACUAUGUCGAUAAAUAAAUCAAAAUUUGGCCGAAAAAACUGUGUUUUCUUUGUUAUCCUACGGACUUAUUGACCGAUGUGUUAUUUACGUAACAACAACUGCAUUCGUACAUCUAAUGCAAAUACAAUA